AUGGCUCAGCAAGUUACCCCAGAGAGCCAGCGGCUCUCCGCUUACGCCUCUGCUACUCUUCCUCCUUACCCUGGUCCCGCUGUAAACCAGGCUAUCGGUAACGGCACUGGAGCAGCUACGGAGCAAGCCUUUCGCCAAGUUCCAGUCCCAUUUCGUUCUGGAGGAGUCUUUGGAAGCGACUUUCCUUCCUGGCUCACUAACCCACUCCGGGUUGGCCAAGCUCAUACUCCGCUCACACCAGAGCCGGCGGCCUUUCAUCACCAGGGCGACACCCAGUACUCGCCUAUGUGGCCUCAUGAGAUCAUACGUCCAGCGAAUCCCCAGCCGACCAUCUACGAUGCUUCGAAUGGUAUGCCUGGCCAUGUUGCUUCUUCCUUCACUGGGGCUUUUCAGCCAGAUGUCUCGACUCGGGGUGCAAAUGGUCCCGAUUUCGACAUUCUCAGAAACGCGUGGGACAAUGCUCGAGCUUCCGCUACCUUGUAUCCAUCCCCCGUUGCUUCUGGCAGACUGCCCAUUACCUAUUCGACGGAUCGCCUCUCAUCGGUUGGAGUUUCGACUCCUCCGCCGCAGGGAUCGGACUCUCAGUCUUCGCUCAUCCGGUAUCCUUCUCAGGCAGCACACAGCCCGGAGAUAUAUACCCCGGUGGAAGCCCCCAUGUGGAACGCAUUCCAAGAUCCAAGCAAAAUGCCCCAGUGGAUUGGGAAGACACCAGACAACCCCGCAGCCCUGACUCUGGCCCCCGCCACCAAGCGGCCUUCUCAGGCUGCAUCUCCAGUUUCGCGAAGCGGAUUCCGACCCAUGGCUGCUGUGUCUUGCAACAAACGAGCUACUCGAAAUGGCACUAGCCAAGCUGUUGCCAUUGCUGACCACGCUGCCUUCUCCAGCAACUAUCGUGGCGAACACAGCGCUCGGAAUGCAAGCGUCCGGAAUCUCAAGCCCGGGGAAAAUUGCGCUCUUUGGCUGACGAACCUCCCGCCGGAUUGCACCUACCAUGAACUUCUCGGCACGAUUCGAAACUGCGGUCGAAUUUGGUGCGCCGUCAUCAACAAGCCCGACUAUGUGAGACACGUCACCGCUGCAGCCAAGAUCGUUUUCUUCAACCCCCGCCCGGCCCAGACGUUCCUGGGCACUUCGUUGUUCCGCGGAGUGACCAUUCGUAACCACAGAAUCAAGGUUACUGAGAACCGUGUCAAGUACAAGGAAGAGCCCAUGACAGGCAGCGAGUCUCGGGUUCUCAUCAUCACUGGAAGCUCAAAGUUCGUCAAUGAGAAGGCCCUGACCGAGUUCUUUCGACAGCGGUUUGUUUUCGAGGUUGACGAAGUCCUCACCCUCAUCCAUGCUGAGCAGCGCACGGUUCUUGAGUACAAGUUUGGCAGUUUCCGAUGCCAGGCGCAUAUGGGCAAGAUGGCUCUGGAGAAGGACAGGCCCGAGGGUCUGGAGAAGGUGGAGUAUGGAGAGGACCCUUGCGAGGUUGGUGAGACCAUGUCUUCGUAUGGAGUGGCGGGUUACAGAAUUCAGGGCCGCUGA
Molecule: messenger RNA, 1527 nt
Organism: Ilyonectria robusta
Lineage: Eukaryota; Fungi; Ascomycota; Sordariomycetes; Hypocreales; Nectriaceae
Exons: 1
Coding region: 1-1527 (508 amino acids)
Molecular function (GO): nucleic acid binding
Source: RefSeq, a predicted model, not a curated record